Messenger RNA from Melanotaenia boesemani (Boeseman's rainbowfish), 1427 nucleotides. RefSeq lists its product as uncharacterized. Bases 138 to 1223 code for a protein of 361 amino acids. Gene Ontology annotation, biological process: response to bacterium. NCBI's taxonomy places the organism in Eukaryota, Metazoa, Chordata, Actinopteri, Atheriniformes, Melanotaeniidae. The transcript has 5 exons. The record is from RefSeq and is a predicted model, not a curated record.
GAAGAAGACACCAGUAGUGUGACACGACACCAUUUUACCACAAUGACUGGAGGACUGAUUGCUCUGAUUCUUCUUAAUUCAAUGUGUAAGUGCAAUUUAUUUUUCUUGUUGUGACACAUUAAAUAAGCCUAAAUAUUAUGUUUUUAUUUGCAGAUUCAUAUUUUGUUAGCAUUUUUUUUAUAACAGUUACUGUCUCUUCUGCAGGCCUUAUUCAGUCUGCAGAGCUUCCUCAUCUGAUAUCUUUGACUGAAGUUGAACUUGGUGGAAAUGUUACUUUAAACUGUUCAAUCCCAGAUUAUCUAGAAAACCGAUUCAUUCACUGGUAUAAGCAUUCUCUUGGAAGAAAUGUCCUAACAGUUGCUUCAGCACAUUAUGACAAGAUUGAUCUAACUGAGCCUUCUAAAAACCAGCGUUUCCUUGUCCAGAAAGAAAAUGAUAAAUGGCUCCUAACUAUCAGUUCUGUUAACAAAGAGGAUGAAGCUUUAUACUUCUGCCAAAGUGGAAAACAGUUUUUACAAACUUUCAAUUGUGGAUUCUUCUUGGCUGUAAAAGAUUCUAGUCAGCAGACAUCUGUGUAUGUGGAACAAACCCCUGAGACAGCAGUGGUCCGGCUGGGAGACCCUGUGACUCUCCAGUGUUCACUUCUCUCCAAGAACAAAGAAAACACAGUCCGGUGUCCAGGAGAAGACAGUGUGCACUGGUUCCGAGCUGGAUCAGGAAAAUCUCUUCCUGGUAUCGUUUACACUCAUAGGAACAGCGUUGAUGGAGACCUGAGGAAAAGUUGUGUGUACCGUCUCUCCAGAACUCUACACAACUCCACUGAUGUCGGGACCUACUUCUGUGCUGUGGUCACUUGUGGAGAAAUACUGUUUGGUAGUGGAACAAAACUGGACGAACGAGCAGAACUGGACCCACUUGUUCUUGUGCUUGGAGGACUGCUGGUUUGCUGUGUGACUGUUGUUAUCUUCCUUCUCUUCUACAUCCGUCGAAGGACAGUUUGUGAACAAUGCAAAGAAUCAAAAGCCAGUCAUUGUCCAGGACAGGAUACACCAACUGCCGGUCAAUUAACUGAUUUGGAAAGCGAAGUACACGCAGUGAACUAUGCAGCAGUGGAUUUUUCAAGAAGAAAUGUGAAACAUGGGAAGAAGAGGAGUGUUAAUAGCAACUAUCUGUAUGAAGCUGUCAGAGCAGAUUCCCAAAGCCAUCAGCAGUUCUCCUUAUAGGUAGAUCAGGCCGGUGUAUCAGCCCUCAAACCUUUUCAGAGCUGUUCAGCUUAUUUGAUGAGUGUUCACAUAGCAAAUGAGACACUGAGGUAAAACUGUUCAGGUACCAGGUUUUCAAACGUUAUUAUAAAUUUAUACACAUAAACUGAUAAAGGUCAAUGUGUCCGUGGCAAUUUGUGUUUUACCAAAUAAAAAGUUGUUCUG